Purpureocillium takamizusanense is the source of this 1102-nucleotide messenger RNA. RefSeq lists its product as uncharacterized. Gene Ontology annotation, molecular function: acyltransferase activity, transferring groups other than amino-acyl groups. Bases 524 to 1102 code for a protein of 192 amino acids. The record is from RefSeq and is a predicted model, not a curated record. Lineage: Eukaryota; Fungi; Ascomycota; Sordariomycetes; Hypocreales; Ophiocordycipitaceae. The transcript has 2 exons.
AAGAGCCAGGUGUUGGGACCUGCAGGGCCGAUGAUCUGACACGACGUCGACGCUGACCAACAAGGCUCACUCAAACCCUUCUGCAGAUGCUGAAGGAGCCUGUGCCUCAUGCUUAUCUGAAAAUGAUGGGCCAGUUUUUACGAGCAUGGCAAGGAGCGCCUGCGUUUGACAGUGAUUUAUCUCGCCGAUACAGAGCAUCGAGUGAUGAGCUCUACUAUACGAAGUAGAAUUUUGGGCGAUUGUCUAACGUGGCAGAUGUUUUGUUGCAUGCAAGUUGAGCAGUGCUGUCGGUGCCGGCCGCCCGAUAUCGUCAGACGAGACCCGCUGUCAGCGCCUCACCUAGGUGAAGGCUCUCAAUUGAGUCAUGGCUUCAUAGGAGAGAGAGAGAGGUGAUUGGCUGCUUGACCUGCUGGAACUAUGGACUACUACUACUACUACGUACUACACGAUUUGUUCAGGAUCCGAGUGAGCUGCAUCUCACAGGGAUCGAUGAAGCCCCUCCCCAACCAAGGCUUCGUCUCGAAUGCAAGUGGUUGCAACUGCCGCCAUCUCCGACGCCCGACCGACCGGAUUCUGUGUCCGCACCACAAUCCAUAUGAUACCCAGUAUGGCGCAGGAACCCAACUCAACCACUUCCGGAACGACGAUACGCAGAGCCCGUAGCGACGACGUGCCCGGCAUUGAGCACAUGGUCACUGCCGCGUACACAAAAUACAUUGCCCGCAUCGGCAAGCCACCGGCGCCCAUGCUCGCCGACUACACCCAGCUCCUACUCACGCACGAUGUCUUCGUCCUCAUGGCCGACUACGACAGGACGGUGGUCGGCUCGAUCGUCCUGGAUGCGAGCGAGGGCCGGGACUCGGUCCAGAUCAACAACCUGGUCGUCGAUCCCGCCGCACAAGGGAGAGGAUACGGCAAGACGCUGAUGCGCUGCGCCGAGGAUUUCGCGCGGGCGAGCAACCGCACGGCGCUGGAGCUGUUUACGAAUGUCAAGAUGCACGAGAACUUUGCGCUGUACGCCAAGAUGGGAUUCGAUGAAGUGGAUAGAAGGACAGAGGAUGGGUAUGAGCGCGCGUACUUUCGCAAGGGGCUGCUGGCAUAG